Messenger RNA from Spodoptera frugiperda (fall armyworm), 4369 nucleotides. It is a transcript of the gene FANCI, whose product is annotated as Fanconi anemia group I protein homolog. Lineage: Eukaryota; Metazoa; Arthropoda; Insecta; Lepidoptera; Noctuidae. The coding region runs from base 133 to 4260 and encodes 1375 amino acids. The transcript has 26 exons. The record is from RefSeq and is a predicted model, not a curated record. Gene Ontology annotation, molecular function: DNA polymerase binding. Gene Ontology annotation, biological process: DNA repair.
UUGACAGUUAAUUUGGUUUAUCUGUGGAUGGUUGUUUGUUGAUAUUUUGAAUUUUGAUAUUUUUUGAAUAUUCGGCUUGGCAUGACAUGGCGUCACAUGUAAAAUUGUAAACAAAGAAUAAUAUCCGACAACAUGGAGUACGAUAAAUUAAUUAGUACAAUAAAGGAAUAUGGACGUCUGGCUCACCCAAGAGUAGAGUUAUACGAAUUUUGUAGGCAGCAUGUCGAACAGAUACUCAAGUUUGUACCACAAACAGUAUUAUGUCGAGACUUUGGAGACGCAAUAAACUGCAUCCUCAAUGGAUUUCCUGAUAAUUCGGAUGCGAAUUCGAAGAUAAAGUCUCAGAUUGUGGACCUAAUUCUGCAGACUCUGAGAAAAGAGUCCGUAUCUCUGACUCACUGUAGUGAGAUGUGUGGCAGGAUAUGUGUGGAGUUUCCCAAGUUGCCGGUGGAUGACAUAGUACGCUGGGUCAAUGAAAGCAUUGAGUCCAUUAUACAAGACAAUGAUGUUAAUAUUACUUGGAAAUAUGUUAUACCCGAGUGCUUUAAUGCUUUAAGUGAGCAUGAGACAAUCAAGCAUUGCGGCUCAGAUUUAACUGUAGCGGAGUUCAAAGAUCAGUGCGUACAGACGCUGUACCAAUACAAAUGGCUGGAGAAACAACUUGUGCCGAUGGCUGCCAUGUUCAAGUACAUACAGUUGUCGAGAAAUGACCACAAGAAGUUUGUGAACAAGUUUUGUUCGUAUAUCAACGACUUAGCACCAGAUGAUAUACCACCGCUAAUACAUCAGAUGCUCAGAUUAUGUCGGUUAUAUGACUUCGAUAUAGUGCUGGCCCACCUGAACCACUACUUUAGCGUGCGUCUGUACGCCAAGCUGGAGCCGCCGCCACAGGACUCGGAAUCUACCACUAUUGACUUAGAUGAUAUUGCAUCACACAGCGCCGAGGAUAUAAGCCGCUGUCUAUCGACCUGCAUCUUCCACUUCACGCGGGGUGCUGCAGACCCUGAGAUAAUUCGGAAGCACUUGAAGAACUGGCCGAAGACCCAGUUGCUGAGAUCCCCCUUUAUCAUAGAUCUGGCUAUGGCUAUGUCAGAAAAAGGAGGUGAUUUCAAAACUGUGUGCUUAAAUCUGGUAAAGUCAGCAAUAGAACAGCGCAGCAUGGACGAGUUCCGAGCUCGGGAGUCUGCGUGGGUUCGCGCCGUGCUACCACCAGACGUGGACAUAGUUAGUCUACUCAAGGUUCUCACCACGGAGAGUCCGGCACACGAGAAACCGACAUACAUUGGUGCGAUCCAAGGAUGUGUUUAUACACAAAGCCAAAGUCAAUAUGAAUGGUUCAUUAACCACAGGACAAGUAUUAAGAACCACCGUCAGCUGACAGUGGCGGGUCUCAUCAACCUCGCGUUCCUUCUACUGUCGGUGUCGCGAGUGAAGCCGCUGGCCUCGACAUGUUGGUCGCACGGCAAGCUCAUACUGGUGCGCCUGAGCAAGGCGCAGCCUGAGACCGCGCCCUUUAUACUACAGCAGCUCACUGAUAAACUGUGCACCGAGACCGCGUUGAGGCAGUAUGCAGAAUGCCUGUACGUGCUGUGCAAGUUGACGCCCGUGUCAGUGGAACGUUGUCCCCAGCUGAGCAUGAUCCUAGAGAACUGCCAGCCGUCUCCAGCUGGAUACAAGGCUCAUGCAGCAAUACUGGAUGCUGUACAUCCACUCUUCAACUUCAGUACCAGGAUUCGAGAUACUCUCGUCCUGGUGUGUCGAAAAGGACUUUAUUCCAGGGACUCCCAGCACCGUUGCCUGGCGCUGUCCGGGUUCCUGUCGGUCCUGCGCAACGUGCGCGUGAAUGCGCCCAGCAGUAGCUCCCAGACCUGCAGCGACCUGCACAGCGGACACUCCUACCUCACACAGCUCACGGUGGACCUGCAUACUACGCAGAAUGGGGCGGCUGUGACCUCCCGAGUCCGCAACGAGGGGAUGUGUAUGGAAGUAGUAUCGAUACUGCGACGGUGCCUCGUACAAGACGCGCUCGUCAAACAACUGCUGUAUUCACAACUAUACGACUGUGCAAAAGACAAGCCGAUGUUACACGAGACUAUCCUAGAAUUGUUUCACGACCACUUGGUCAAGUACCUGCCUGAGGACGUGACUGCUGGCUCCCUGCUCAUCGACAAAUGUGUGCAGGUCAACGGCGUUAAUGUUGUGUUGACUGAGCCAAUAGGCCAGCUCCUAUUCGCAGUGGCCCAGUUCCUACAGACCACUGAGAUCGAGGACCUGGAGGACAUCCUGUCCAGCCAGGUCGUGGAGACCGGCCAUGCUUACUUGAAAAGCAAGCUCAAUAGGGUCAUGCAGCAACUCUGUGACGCUGACAGCUUCUUCGAUAUUGAUAUGGAAGAGGCCAACCUGUCAGACUUGACACCAGAAUCAAAGGCGAAGAGUUUGAAAGUCCAGCAGACGCUACAUUGCUACGAGGCCCUUAUAGCCCACACCGUCAUGCAGUGGACCCUCACCAGCGAGGACACCGCCACCAAGCUGUACAAGCUGUUUAAAGCAUGCAAUCAACUGUUGGAACAGACUAAGGUCCUUCCGAAAUCAAGUAAGAAAGGCAACAAGUCUCUCAAUGAGACGCGAGAGACGGUGAAGUCUCAAAAGAGUCAAAAGUCUCAGAAGGAGAAGGGGAAAGGUCCUGUGAAGCUGUCUAACCUGGUGAAGGAUAAAGCUGGACCUUUCAAACCACUUCCAUGUCUGUGGAACCCAGGGUUUUGUCAGAAAAUCAUUGAGUUGCUGUAUAGUGACGAAGUAAGCUGGGCGUCUCUAGAACAACGCAACCAGAUCCGCGCCCGUCGGGACUUCCACAUGUGGGCACUGCGCAGUGUCCAGUCCGUGCUGCUCACUGAUAAUAUAGACAAGAAGGAUGUUGCUACUAAUGUCGUCAGAAUUGCCACAUUACUGUACAAUAAGGCAGUUGUCAGAUUCCAAAACAUGUGCGGGUUCGACGACCAGGUCGCGCUAACAUGUCUGGAGGUGUUCAAGACAUGUCUCACCUUGUUGUUCUCUCCUCUCUACAUGCUCAAGAUGGACUGUUUCUUGUCAAUUAUAACGGGUACGAACGAGUCUGCGUCGGAAUGUUUGGCGAGUAUUCUAGACAACGUGCACACAGCGCUGCAACACAUCGAGGCGGACAGCGUGCCGGAUGAAAGGGACCUCGUCGUCAAGAAGCAGCUACAGCUACUCAUACAGAUUGCUGCCAUGUUGCUCGAGACGCCUACUGCUUCCUGUCCGCUGAAGACUAGGGUUCUGGUAAAGCUAGAAGACUACAUCCGCACGAGUACCCAGGACUGCGUGUCCCUGGUCGGGCCGGUGCUGACGGCGGGCUGCAGCGAGCUGCAGGAGGCCGCGCUGCUCGACGAGUUGCUCGUCAAACUCGCCACCGUGCUGGGCAGGAUCGAUGAAGAAGACACAUCAGCAGGCGAAGAGACGGAGAACUUCCACGGGAUAGACUCCCGCACCGGUCACGCAGUCCUGGUGACUAUCUGCGGGCAGCUGGCGGCGCGGGCGCGGGGACUCGAGCAUCUACUGGCGCGGGCAAGGGACCUCGCCGCCGCCGCCGCGCUCGCCGUGCAUAGCGCCGAGCAGAGGAUCAUGCGAGAUUUGACGGAGAUCUACAAGUCGGUAGUGCUGCAGCUGUGCCAGAUGACGUCGUGGACGGCGGGGUGCUGCAAGUUGCGCUGCAGCCUGGGCGCGGCCAGCGAGAGGGUCCUGGCCGCCGCCGUCCGCCUCUACUCCAUGCUGGCCGCGCUCGUCAAGCAGAUAGACCCCGUCAUGGCACAGACUGUACGUUUCGAGCGCCUCCUAAAGCUAUGCGGCAAGAAGCUGUCUUCAGUGACGGACAACCUGAUCACGUACCUGGAAGCGUCACAGAACAAGGAAACCGCCACCAAGCUACUUCGGGAGACCAAGCUCAUACCUCGGCUUGUGCUCGAAGCCGAGCUGUUUAGCAAGCGGCUCAUAUUGCUCUCUACUAAGGCUAAGUUAAACUGGCAACAGUACCUAUCCCUGGGCACUGCCCGCGACUUCAGGAUCAAGGCGCCCGUGUUACAAGAGGUAUUGAACGCGCAGGAACAAGCUGAUGAAACUAGAGACGAAGGUGAGGCGGACAUUAAUGAUGCUGAGACUGAUAUAACAGAGGCUGCCAGUGAUGCGGAGCAAGAAGAAAGAAGUGAUGAAGAAGCUUCUACAAGGAAGCGCAGAAGAGUUUCCUAGAAUAUUCUAUAUUCUGCUAUAAUUAUAAGAUUGAUCAAUAAAUGUUCUUAAGUACAAAUUAAUCAUUAAGGAAUAAUAAUCAUAUAAUUACAUAUUUUUCUAUAAGUAA